AAUGGAAGACGAAUGGUCCUACAUUAAGACCUCGAAUACAACAUCAUUCUCCCCGCGACGACCAUUCCAAAUUUCAAAUCAACUACUGCGCUCUUCGUCAGGAGGCAAUGGACGGGGAGCGCCAGACAACGAGCUGCAGGAGCCCCAACUACGCAGCGCCCAACUCAUUAGAAUCGACCGGUCCUCUGGCAUGAUCUUAAACGCUCUGCCACGCAACUCGCUUUCUCUCGAAGAUGAUGGUAAUUCAGAAUGUCGACGUACGGUCUGACCACCCCCUCUCAAUCCUCGUAGAGAGCCCAAUCGAUUGCAUCCUUAUGCUGGCUUCGCUCCAGCAGAAGAACAUCUCAGAGAUCUUGAAACAGGUGCGGUUCAGUCGACAUGCCCCACCCCCAUCCCGGACGACUUGGCUUGGGCCGGGCUUUGCGCUCUAUGGUCUCUUUCACUGCCGCACCGCUGGAUUGGGAUUGGGAUUCCGUGUACAGAGUGGGCCGGAUUGUUCAGUUUGUUGAGCAGCAUGCUACAAAGGGGAGGCUCUGUCGAGACGAUGGUUCCCGCGAGGAUCAAGUCGAGCUAGCUGAAAUGUUGCUACAUGACAGGUGGAGAGUACAUACAUCACAACCGGGCCACCGUCUCCGUACUAGAGCAAGAAGUGAAGCCGGCGAGUCCAGGCUUGACAUAAGGACAUCAUUUUUCGCACCCGUUUGCCUCUCAAACGUGGCAAUUCCGAGGAUUUGGAUUCGCGGGUGUAUCUCAAGCACCAUCUGGCCUCUGUGCUACAGGAGGUCGCCACGCCGGUGGACAAAAUGUGAAAGUACAUGCAUGGUCUCAGUUGCAGCUGUUGUCUUGCGGCGAGAGCAUGAGUGAGGGAGCUUUCGGUGUGUGCUGUUACUAUCCGGAUUGCACUCGACUCCCGUUUAAUCUUUCGUCAGAAUGUAUAUACAUCAAUCUGUACGGUCCUACCAUGCUAAUUCUAUAGGUCUCCACUUCGUGCUUGGUCAGCGCUGACAGUGGGAUCAAAUGACCAGAAGACGGUUUUCUCCUCCUUUAUCUUCCUGAAACU
Mycena citricolor is the source of this 1060-nucleotide messenger RNA. Lineage: Eukaryota; Fungi; Basidiomycota; Agaricomycetes; Agaricales; Mycenaceae. The record is from the annotation of a GenBank genome assembly.